This is a messenger RNA of Ectocarpus sp. CCAP 1310/34, 3420 nucleotides long. The record is from the annotation of a GenBank genome assembly. NCBI's taxonomy places the organism in Eukaryota, Phaeophyceae, Ectocarpales, Ectocarpaceae.
CCAAGACCAUCUGGUCUCUCGCACCAACACCGGCGAGCCGAUGAAGACUCGGUUGCUGCGAGGUGUGCUGCUUGCAGGGAUCUUCUGCGGUUGGACAACUGUUGCUGUGGAUGAUGUACCAACGGCCCAUGACGGCCAAGAACAAGCCGGCGCGCCCUCCUCCUGCGCCGCAUCGUCCUCGGGGACGCUGUUCCAGUGGAACCGGGUACCGAUUGAGGCGGCGGCGGAAGGGGUAGGGCCCGAAGGUGGUAAAGAGGGCACGAGGAUGGCGCUCACGGCCGACGAAGGCGCUCUUGAGGCGCUGUCUCAGAUCGAUAGCAAGCUGGCCGUCGUUUCCAUCGCCGGUCCUUACAGGUCGGGCAAGUCCUACUUCCUUAACUUCUUGGCCAACCACGUGCUAGCCAAUGGUUUCGACCCCCCGAAAGACCCGGGAAGCUUUGACUUCGAACGCAUGUUUCCGACGUCGCCCACAUUGAAUACCGAGGGCGGCGGCGGCGGCGGCGGCGAGGCGGGUCUGUGUCGUUUCCAGCUGGUGCCGGCGUGCGCAAAGCCCCUGCCCGACCAGGAGGGCACGGCCCUGCUUCUGUUGGACACGCCCGGACUGAUGACUCCUCGCAGGUCCGCCGUGCAGGAGGCGCAGGUGCUAGCGCUCCUUCAAACCGUCAGCUCGGUGGUUCUGUACAACACGCAGGCGGUCGUACGCUGGCCUGACAUCGAAGCCCUGCUAAUAGCCAUGGAUGCGGCAGCCUCCGUCGACGUGCAUUUGUCGUUGUUGAUGGGAGAUGACGACGGGACGCCGGCUGGCGAGGAGGGAGAGAUAAAUCGCCCUAGCCUCUUGUGGCUCAUCCAGCAGUCGACCAUGAAGAUGGUGGAUGGAGAAGGACAGGAACAGAGUCCCACAGCUCACUUGGAUGGCGCGCUUGGAGUCUCGGGGGUCGGGACGGUCAAAGACGCCUUCGACAGGUUCUUCGUGCGGACGAAUGCGGCUCGACUGCCCUAUCCGGUGAACGACCUCGAAAAGCUGCAAGACCUCGACCGCAUGCGCUACUCGGACCUAAGCGAUGCUUACCGAGGGGAUGUGAAGGCAGCGGUGGACGUCAUUGUGCCGGAGUGUGCUCCGAAGGAGCUCGGCGGGAAGACAAUGGACGGCACCGCUCUGGCAACGUUUCUGCGCAAACUGACGCGGGUGAUGAACGUCCCCGUGGUUGCUGGCAACGAUCGCUUCUCGACGUUGUUGGACGUGCUAGAAGCGGGAGAGCUGCGAGCCGCCGAAGCCGCGUACAGGGCUGAAUGGGAGCGUGGCGAAAACAACUACGAAGGCUUGCCAACCGGAGCGGAGAAUCUGAAGGCCAGGCACAACGAGUACGUAAGGCGCGCCGAGCUUGUGGCGGACCCUCGGUCCUCCUCCUCUUCCUCUUCCGGUACUGGGGGGGGGGCGGGGCAGGACGGAGAUCAAGCGGGCGCGAGCGACGUCCGGUCCCUGCGACGGCCGGGAUUUGUCCAAGCCUUGCACACCGUCUUACGCGGACUUUACUGGGAAUACUGCUUGACCAACGUGCGGCUGUGGUCGGACGCCGAGAUUUUUGGAGCGAACGAGGACUUGGGGGCGCUCCGCAGGGAAAAGCAGGAGCAGCAGCGUUCGGGGCCAGGAGAAGAAGGGGAUGGAGAUCCGGAGCUUCCGCCACCGCCGCCGGAGUACUCGCACGUGAAAGCUGUGUUCGAGAGACGGAGGCAAAGGUGGAAUGGAGAUAUUGUACCGGACAUCAUCAGUUCACACCCAGAUAUGGAAGCGUUGUUGGUCGUCAUGGGUGAUGAUUCGGCUACGCCCCGCACCGGAGAACUGACGGCAGUACACAUCGAAGCCCUCUGGCGCGUUGUGGAUAGUUUUUUGGAGCAAAGCCUCGCCACAGCCACGCAACAGGCGAUUCAUAGCGCGCAGGAGGCGUUCGAAGACCGGAUGGACGACCUCGACGCGGAGGUGCGGGACCUGCCCAUGCCGCCCCACCUGGCGGACGUCGAUAUGCUCUCGUCGAAAGCCAACACUACGGCCCUGGACGCGUACCUGGUGGUGAAGCUGGCGGUUGGCGACGAUAAGGCGAAAGAGACCGCCAUCGCCCAGGGCUGGGCGGGGCAGGCGGAGGCGGCUACCAGGAGGUGGAUAAUGGAAGCCCACGAAGCCGUUCGCAGAGCAGGGAAUGACGGUGGCAGUGGUGGUGAUACUGGCGGCAAGGAUGCGGGUGCAGGGAACGACGUUGGUGCUGGUGCCAGCGGCGGCGGCGGUGACGGCGGUGACGGCGGCGACGGCGGCGUGGGUGUAGACGAGGCCGUAGCGCUGGCAGAGCGGGUCCUGAAGGAGCGCCACGCGCCCUGCGUCGAGAAGGUCACCCUCAAGACCAACCACGUGGAGAAAUCCCUCGCGAAGUGCCGCAAGAUCGCCGACGAGGAGUGGGCACAGGGGCGGGAGGAGAGCGACAAGCAGGAGCUGCUGGACGAGCGGAAGCCCACGGUGCUGGACAAGGCCAUGGACGAGAAGGAGUCGGAGCAUGCGAACAGCCUCGUCGACAUGGCUUCUGCAGCCCUCACCGGCCGCUUCCACGACAUGUCGCUGGAAUUGGAGCUGCCAGAGCCGGACCAAGUGAUCGAUCGCCUGUUCGUCACGUUGAGCGAACAGCUACAGAAGGACUACCCUCACAGGAAGGGCUACCUGCUAGCGUCGAGAGAGCUGCAGCAUAAGAUCGAGCAACCCUUGCGCAAGGCCGUCGCAGACCUACGCACCAAGAAUGAUCAUGCGUGGACGAAGGCCUGCAGGCUUGCGACGGAGAAAUAUACGCAGCAGGCGUCAAGAGCGACCUCCUUCUUCUCGCUGGCCCCCCUACGCUACUCGGAGGCACCCCCCUUCGAGCCGGCGAGGUGUCUCGUCAACAGCAGCGGCAUCGGUGCCAAGGCCCCAGGGAGAGUGCGCAGGGCGCGCAACACGUAUCUCAGGGGCACGUGGGGUAGACGCUGGCUGGUGUGGCUCGCCCUACGGGUGACCUUCGUCCUGGCGCUAACCGCGGGGACCCUCCUGGCGGCCGGACGGCAACUGCAGCACAGGCCGGUGGCCAUCGCUUGCCUGGCCGCGUCGGGCUUCCACCUCGUCGUGCUCUGCCUGUCUGUCUCUGACGGCCUCACCUUCGGCACGCGACCUUGGCUGCUGGUGAGCGGAAUCCUCCUGUUCUGCGUGGGCUCGGGCGCUACGGUCGGGGGCAAACGCGGAAGAAAGCCGAACCGUGCGAUCUGGAGCACCAGCGGGAGGAGGGCCAAGGGCGGGAAUGGGGGGUCCCUGAUGCCGCUGUUCCAGGGCGCGGCGGGGGCGGGGAGCGGGGGCGGGAAGAGCGGGCGUAGCAACGUCGGCGGUGGUCGGGGGGGGGCGGGGGGUGG